Molecule: messenger RNA, 318 nt
Organism: Baudoinia panamericana UAMH 10762
Lineage: Eukaryota; Fungi; Ascomycota; Dothideomycetes; Mycosphaerellales; Teratosphaeriaceae
Exons: 2
Biological process (GO): vesicle fusion; vesicle-mediated transport
Cellular component (GO): plasma membrane; SNARE complex
Molecular function (GO): syntaxin binding; SNAP receptor activity
Source: RefSeq, a predicted model, not a curated record
UCGAACAACCAAGGACUCUACGACCCGCACCCAAGCGAUUCGGCGCAGGGCGGCCGCGGUCUCACACACGCAGAGGCUGUCCAACGGGAAAUCAACGAUGUCACCAAUAUCGUGCGCCAGAACCUGCAAGCCACCAGUCAGCGCGGCGAGCGCCUGGACAACCUCGAGAACAAGACGAAUGCGCUCUCCGGCUCGGCGAACCAGUUCCGCACUCGCGCCAACCGGGUGCGGAAGGAUAUGUGGUGGAAGGACAUGAAGAUGCGCAUGUGUAUCAUCAUCGCCGUCAUCAUCCUGCUUGUGGUCAUUAUUGUGCCUUCC